Molecule: messenger RNA, 1463 nt
Organism: Theobroma cacao (cacao)
Lineage: Eukaryota; Viridiplantae; Streptophyta; Magnoliopsida; Malvales; Malvaceae
Gene: IVD
Product: isovaleryl-CoA-dehydrogenase
Biological process (GO): L-leucine catabolic process
Cellular component (GO): mitochondrion
Molecular function (GO): 3-methylbutanoyl-CoA dehydrogenase activity; flavin adenine dinucleotide binding
Source: RefSeq, a predicted model, not a curated record
GCUGGCCUUCUCCAUCUUCUUCUCAUUUCUUUCUCUGUAUUUAAAUUAUAAUAGAACAGAGAAGAGCAGGCAAAGCGAAAAGGAAAAAGAGUGCAAAAGGAUGCAGAGGAUAUCGGCAGCAAGGUCUUUAUGUGGCAAAAUUUUGAGAAAAGAGAGACAACGCGCUUUCUUUUCCUCAACUUCCUUGCUCUUCGACGACACUCAGUUACAGUUUAAAGAAAGUGUUAGGCAAUUUGCACAAGAAAAUAUUGCCCCUCAUGCUUCCAAAAUAGACCAAUCUAAUUCUUUCCCCAAGGACGUUAAUUUAUGGAAACUCAUGGGAGAUUUUAAUCUCCAUGGAAUAACUGCCCCAGAGGAAUAUGGGGGACUUGGUCUUGGUUACUUGUAUCAUUGCAUAGCAUUGGAAGAAAUAAGCCGAGCUUCGGGCUCUGUUGGUCUUUCUUUUGGUGCUCAUUCUAAUCUAUGCAUCAAUCAGUUGGUGAGGAAUGGAAGCCCUGCGCAGAAAGAGAAGUACUUGCCGAAGCUCAUCAGUGGAGAGCAUGUAGGCGCUCUUGCAAUGAGUGAACCCAAUUCUGGCUCUGAUGUUGUUAGCAUGAAGUGCAAAGCUGAUCGAGUUGAUGGGGGCUAUGUUCUCAAUGGGAACAAGAUGUGGUGCACUAAUGGUCCAGUUGCUCAAACAUUGGUUGUUUAUGCAAAAACAGAUGUCACAGCUGGCUCAAAAGGAAUCACAGCAUUUAUUAUCGAGAAGGGAAUGCCUGGAUUCAGUACUGCUCAGAAAUUAGACAAACUUGGGAUGCGAGGAAGUGAUACAUGUGAGCUUGUCUUUGAGAAUUGCUUUGUUCCAGAAGAAAAUGUUCUCGGAAAAGAAGGAAAAGGGGUUUAUGUAUUAAUGUCAGGACUAGAUUUGGAGAGACUUGUUUUGGCGGCUGGGCCCCUUGGUAUAAUGCAGGCAUGUCUUGAUGUUGUUCUUCCUUACAUACGAGAGAGGGUACAGUUUGGCCGCCCAAUUGGGGAAUUUCAGUUUAUACAGGGUAAAGUUGCUGACAUUUAUACGUCUCUACAAUCAUCAAGGUCCUACGUGUAUUCUGUUGCAAGGGACUGCGACAAUGGAAGAGUUGACCCUAAGGACUGUGCUGGAGUUAUACUUUGGGCAGCUGAAAGAGCCACUCAAGUUGCUUUGCAGGCGAUACAAUGUCUAGGGGGUAAUGGAUAUGUAAAUGAGUACACGACGGGCCGUCUGCUUCGAGAUGCCAAGCUAUAUGAAAUUGGGGCAGGAACUAGCGAAAUCAGAAGAAUGGUCAUUGGUCGUGAGCUUUUUAAGCAGCAGUAAACUAAGAGAGUAUGAAAACUGUCAUUACAAUACUAAAGAUUUGCUUGCUUGUAGACACUACAGAAAACAAAUCAUAAAAAUAAUAUUUUUUCUCAUAAAACAGCUUGAUAUAGAUGUGGAUUGCAUUUUAUGA